Molecule: messenger RNA, 3846 nt
Organism: Blepharisma stoltei
Lineage: Eukaryota; Ciliophora; Heterotrichea; Heterotrichida; Blepharismidae
Source: the annotation of a GenBank genome assembly
AUGGAGGUUCUCCAAGCUGAGCUAAUCCACAUCGUAAGUGAAUUCGUUUCUUUACGUUUCCAAAUUCCUGCAAUAGAUGAGUCUUCUGACCAAGAACUUCACGCAAUUUUUGCUAUUGAUAAAAGUGGAUCUAUGAAUGGCUACCCUAUUGAAGAUGCCAGAGGCGCUGCUAGCAGCUUGGUAUCCAAAUUUCGGAAAAUGGACAUCCCAGUUACAAUCUACACUUUUAGUCACGUUUUCGAAGAAAUGAGCUCUAUUACAAGUGGCUAUGAUGAAAUGAUCAGAAAGAUUGAGCAACUAAAAGGGAGCGGAGGAACUGAGUUUAAAAACGUGAUUUUAGCAAUGAAAGAGCAUAUUUUGAAGGAAAACAUGAAAAACGUCUUUUGUGUGUGGCUCUCUGAUGGAGACGACGAUGAUGGGCUCGCGUUUUUAACCCCACUUAUGGAGGAAUUUAAAGCACAGAUGGAAGAAGCAAAAGUGUCUAUUGCGGUUCACUGUAUUGGGUUUGAUGAGUACCAUAACGCUGACCUGCUAACUAGACUGUCAAAUAGUGGGACAAGGCCAGGAACUUUUCAGUAUGUUCCUGAUGGCGGACGUAUCCCGGUGGCUGUCAACAAUGUCUAUAAUUUAGCUUUUGAGCUGUCAAUAUGGGGCAAAGUGUACGCAGAAGACCAAUUAUACCAAAUUCUUGUCCAAGAAAAUCUCAGUACUGGAAAACCUGAAGGGAUGAUUUAUAUGUCAGAAAAUCAUUUAGGAGAAUGCUCAGCAGAGCUCCAUCAAGGAAGCCGUGUUAAAAAUUUCCAAAUUGAAACAAUAAGGAGCGAUGAAUUUAACCUUAAAGAAGCCAUCGAUUUAUUAUUAUCUUUUCUCAGCACAAAGGUGCUAAAAACACUGGAGACUGGCACCGCAGGAUCAAGACUGAGACUUACUCCCCCCUCCUUGAGCGAACAAAAGCAUUUGAAAAUUUCCCUAGUUUUUGCCUAAAAAUCUACCGAUUAAAAAGUUUUGAUGUAUAAGUGAUUAUUAGUAUAGUGAUAAAUUUUACAAAUAUUGCGAUUUUUAAAAAAAAUAAUUAAAAAAAAAUCAACCACUAGUGAACAAAUUUUUUUUGUUUUUAGUGAGGGAGAAGUUAGAGAAAUGGAGAAUCUGAUCGAUGAGGCUGAAAGGAGACUUAACGAUUUAUACACACAAUCACAGUUCUUUUCGCCUCUUUGGAUGAUGCAGAUAACUCCGUUUUAUAAUGCAGGUGUAGAAUUGAUUGGGAAGUUCAGAGAAUUAACUGAAGGUGAUGGGAAUGACUUGGAAAAUCUUGACGUGGCAAAUCUUUCAGCUGUAGCUAUUAAAAUAAUUAAAUAUUAGGGCUCUUCCUCCUUCUUCGUCUCACCCAAGCUGAGGCUUCAUUGAAGACAGUUCAGCUGCUAGCGAACCUCCUUUGGGUAUGUCAGCAUUUCCUCCAGAGAUAGUUCUUUUUCUCUGGCUUUCUGCCUGGUUCUUGAUCUGUCUCGCAAGGCUUGGGAUUUGAUGGCUGCUGCUUGAGUGACUAGAGUUCCGGAGAUAAAAUCCUUAGCUCGCAUCGGUACCAAGUAUGUCUUCGUAAUCGGCACGAGUGAUCUCUAGGGGUAAAACCCUUUUUUUCCCCAAAUAUCCAUCGGGAAGAAACAAAGUCUUCAUUGCUAGACGAGGGAGGCAAAACCCAGCCAGAACCCAAAUGCCCAGCACCUGUAGGUUCUGCUUCCUGCUCGGUUCGGCUUCAUGCCUCAGCAAGGUCUUAAAACUCGAAGCAAAUCCAGGAGAGGACAGACAGGUGACACCGCCGCUCUAUUUGUGUUUCUUGGAGCUGUAGCCAAUGCAAUACAGCUGAAGAAGAAUUUAGAAGUGAAAAUAAUUAAAGAGAAUAAAGACGCCUAUUUCGAAUUCCAACUUGCUGAAGCUAAUAUAAAUAAAGCCAAAGGAACAGUCAGCACUGAACAUUUACGAGAUAAGAAAAGGAUAUCUAAUUUAGAAUGCAAAAUAUCAGGCUCCAAUAUUUUCGAUUUAAUUUCCAAAGGAGACUGCUUAUGCGCCACUUUUUGUGUCCAAAGGCCUCAAAAUUUAUCAAGAGACCCUUAUGGGAUCGCAGUAACCGGAGUUUCAGCUGACCUGAUUUCUUUCGACUCUUUUAUAGAGUCUGAUUUAUUCACCACAAAAGCAGGACAAAUCAUUCAGGGACGCACCGGCUAUAGGCAUGGAGAAAUGCCUCCUCCAGCUUCUCAAGCCUGUGAAAAUUUGUCAGAUUUCCCUAUUAACGCACUAAUGCCUCUUUAUUUGUGUGAAGAGCAUUGGUAUAUAUCAAAAAAUCGAAUAAAAUCUGCCUUAGGAUUUACAACACAGGUUGAUGUUUUUGGGUACAGUCCAGAACAGCUCGCUAUAAUUCCUUAUAUGCUGCUAAUAAAGACAAGAGAAAGCGAUGGCCUGCCUAGAGAAAUCAUAGGAUUUAUCAAGGAAGUCUGUCUUCAGAUAUAUAUUGAUAAUAGAGAAACAUAUUUUGAAGCCUUCAGCAAACUGCUAUUACUGUAUAUAAGUGAUCCAGCCUCAAGGCUACCUGAAAAUAUCCCAAAUUCCAAGGUUUUCUUAUGCCAAAUUUCAAUUGCUAUGGAAGCAGGCGAUCUAGCUGAGUAUAAAGACAUCUUCAAGCUUAUUGUUGAAGAAGAAAUCAGACGAGAAUUUUCAAGAAACGCUAAAAAUUUCAGUGAACUAUGCAAAGAGCUUCUUGAAAUCAGCACUGAAAGUCAGCUCAAAGCAUUAGGGGAAAGUCUUAAUAAGCCGAACGCUUCAUAUGCUGAAAUCUAUAGCUCAUUUGCCAGAGAUUUCAAGGAAAAAGGAAAAGCAAUGGAAAUCGAAAAAUUCAAUUUUUCAGACCGAAUUGAAGUUUUAAGCCCGUUUGCAGAUGAGUCAUGGGGGAAAGUCAAUGCUUUCUUACACACAAGCAAUUUAAAAUCCGAGCUUUCCUAUGCUGGAAUUGAUGUAAACUCUUUGGAGGAUCUUGGAAUUAUCACAAAUGAGCAGAAACUUGCAUUUUUAAUUGAAUGCUUUGGGCAUACAGAUGAGAUUAGAAAAGUCUCGAUUGAAAAAGGAGAGAUUGCCAAUGUUUUUAGCCCUGAUGAGUGUCUUGUUUUUAUCCAAAAAACUUAUUCAGGCACAGUAAAUCGUGAGCUUGCUGCAAAUAAGUCAAAAAUCUUAUAUGAGCUGCAAAUAAAAGAAGGAAAAGAAAGGGCAGAAACUUUUAAGAAUACUGUAGAUCUUGAAGAAGCUGCAGGGUGCCUAUAUGGGAUAUGCCAAGGCCAUCAUACUUUUAAUCUGUUUGUUGAUGCAUUAAAGCAUAAAAACGUGCCAUUAGCUUUAGAAAAAGCAAAAAUGCUGACUCACGGACACUAUCAAGGUGUAAAAUUGGUCAUGGACAAGAACUAUGGCGACGGCUAUGCUUUGUGGACCCCAAAUAAGAAGACAUUCCAUAAGAUCUGGAAAAAUAACAUGGAGUCAGGGACUAUGGAGCAGUGAAAAGAAGCGUUUCCUACAAAAAGUGAACAUAUAGAAAAGCAAUAUAGGAGAAUGGCUGGAGAAUUUGUCCCUUACUCAAAACCGAAAAAAAAUGUGGUUGAUCCGAGGCACUGGGAGAUGAAGAAUAAAGAGCAAAAAGUGCCAAGGCCGAAAGCAGUCGGAAAUAAGAGGAAAAAUUUGGUGAAAAAAAGGAAAAUUGACAAUAGGAAAAAGAAAAGAGCACCUGGAAGGAGGGCUCAUGAAAGAGUUGAAUAUGCGCCAGCACAGCCUCAAAAUAAAGGCUUAUUUGACAGGUGCAGGCCAUUUUAA